UGUUGUUCAGUCGUUGAAUAAUUCCAUUGAAGAACGAAUCUACUACGGGUAUCUAGCUGGCUCUUCACUUUCAGCUCUCAGUUUGUUCGAAUCGAAGAUCAACUCUCUGGUUCAGUAUCCGUCGCAUGAGCACAUAGAGGGAGACGCGGAUAUUUGCGUGAGUUUUAAUUUUAAAACAAAUCCCGAAUACAACAGGACGGGAGCGUUUGCCGAUUAAGCGAGCGCGAAAGUUGGUUGUUUUGUGGAAGGUUGUGUAUUUCCGUACGGGUUUUGUUCGUUUUACAGCGCUUCAGACCCGGGUUAUUCUCAUUGUUCGGUGGUGGCCUUCGCGGGUAGCCGAUUGUUACAAGAAUCCGAAGAGUCGAUGAAUAUUGGACGCUUAUUAUUAUUCAGUGUAUGUUGGAGCUGGAACGUGAUCCUGUGAAUUUUCACCGGUAAUUUGUGAAUGGUGCGAUAAAAUUCCAGUGCUGUUUUGCGUAAAAUGUGAUUCGGUGAAUGUUGACCGGGUUGUCUUGAGGAAAGUUGAGUUUAAAAGCGUAGAGUUUACAUCAGAGGAAUGUAGUAAAGGAUGACGGAUGGCCCUGAAUGAGCGCGGGCGGCAGCGCAGGGAGCGGCGGGGGCUCAGGGGGCAGCACAUCGACCGCGGCUCUUCGUGCGGCGGCCGCGAAGGGAAACGUUGCGGCAUGCGCCCGCAUCCUGGGCGGUCAGAGAUGCGUGCGGUUCUCCAGAGACGAACUGGGACGGUCCGCCCUGCACCUGGCCGCCCAAGGAGGACACGCGCCCGUCGUCAGGUUGCUGCUGGGCGUCGCGGCGCCCAAGGAGGUGGAUUCGCCGGACGGGGACGGCUGCACGGCGUUGCAGAGGGCGGCGGCGGACGGCCACGAGGAGGUCAUCAAGUUGCUGUUGGCCAGAGGGGCGGAUGCUGACAAGCAGGACAGCGUGCAUGGCAACAGCGCCUUGCACGAGGCCUCGUGGAAGGGCUACAGCAAGACCAUAAGGCUUCUGGCAGCCGCUGGUGCAAAACUGGACUCCCCCAACGCCGGAGGCUUCACGCCACUCCAUCUUUGUUGCCAAAACGGACACAAUCAGUCUUGCCGAGAGCUUCUAUUGGCCGGGUGUGACGUUGACAUGAAAAACCAUUACGGCGACACGUCUUUACACACUGCUGCCAGGUAUGGACAUGCUGGGGUCACUAGGAUCCUCAUAUCCGCCCAGUGUAAGGUCUCCGAACAAAACAAAAACGGAGAUACAGCUCUACACAUCGCUGCAGCUAUGGGAAGACGUAAACUGACCAGGAUAAUACUGGAGGCAGGCUGCGACAAGAGAGUGAGGAACAAGCAGGGCGAAACAGCGCGAGACAUCGCCAUACGCAAAGACCUCCACGAGAUUCUGUCCAUCUUGGACGACUGUACCGGUUUCCGAAGAGAUAAAAAAUCCACGCGUAGCAAGAAACCUAGGGGAAAGAGCAAAGUCAGAUUUGAAGCCAAGGAAGGAGAUGACACCUUGGAGUUGGCGAAGGGUCGCCAUUGGUCUCCCUACGGCUGUCAUUAUUAUCCAGACCCUGAAGCCUUCCCAUCGCCACGACUAGACUCCCUACCUCAAGAACCCCUGAAGAAAGGCGAACAGUACUACUUGGACCUUGCAGGUAAUAUCAGGAAAGGACCGGUGGGUGUGGGUUACACUUGCUACUGCGCCCCACUGUUCAGACACAUCGAGGCUAAGAUGGAGAAAGACAAGAGGGAACUGCAGAAGGCGCAGUUGAGGUUGGGACAAAGGGUGGCGGGUUUGGAGCAGAAGCUAAACAGGGGAGUGCUAGGUAGGAGGUCGGAGAGGGUGACGAUGAUGAACAAGGAGGCUCAAGAACCGCAGUUACCCAGAUCCAGGAGCUUGGAGAUGUUGGAUAGUAUAGAGAAGGGACCGCUACAGUCUACAAGGAGCAUGGACGAGCUGGACAACGACAACAACCCUGAUCAGAGACCUACGGUGAAAGAACUAGUGGCUAGAAUCCAACAGCAACAAUCAGAGAAGCAGAGAGACGGAGAUAACAGCGAGAGUAGCGACGACGAGGACAGUCCCAUAAGGUUCUCCCAGCAGCUUGGAAUCAUGGGCGAUUCCAACCUCUCCAACAUCCCUUCGGAGCUGCCCAGGAGCAGGAGUGGGGUCUAUAACGCAGAUUUGGGCGGCGCGGUUUACGACCCAGGUCCUUCCAGACACCUGGAACCGACGGUGAUCAUAAACCACGGCAGGAGUUCGAACGAGCAUUCGGCCGAAAGUCAGGCCAGUUACGUCGGCGACAAUUCUAGAUAUUACAACCACCAUAACGCAGUCUCCACCAAGUACGUGGAUUUGAACUCUCGUUUCGCCAAGUUGAGGGUGUUGGACGGGAGGAACAAUAACGAAAGUGCCUCUAGGAUGAUGGACGGUGGUAAAAUAUUCGAAAGUACCGCGAGAAUGCUCGAAAGUGCGCACGAUACGGCCGACAGAGACACUAAUAACGAUUCAGGGUAUUCGACUAAAGUUUACGGAAGUUCUAAGGGGAAUUCUCCAAGUUUGUCCGGACAAUUGGAAGGAGAAAUCCCUGGGGCGUCCAGCUUGGUCUAGGUGUGAAGAUUUUUUAAAUCUCCGUUGAUUUUCGUCAGCUGAGAUCUUUUGAAGAUCACUCUGUAUAUGUAUUUUUUCCAAUUUUACUGGAUUAUUGUAUAUUUUAAUUGAUCCGAGAUGUUUUUGUAUAUUUCAAUGCAUUGCGAAAUAAAUAUAUGCGUAUAAUUUUUUUAAAAGGA
Messenger RNA from Coccinella septempunctata (seven-spotted ladybird), 2780 nucleotides. RefSeq lists its product as uncharacterized. The record is from RefSeq and is a predicted model, not a curated record. Gene Ontology annotation, molecular function: protein binding. Lineage: Eukaryota; Metazoa; Arthropoda; Insecta; Coleoptera; Coccinellidae. The transcript has 6 exons. Bases 586 to 2601 code for a protein of 671 amino acids.